Molecule: messenger RNA, 5502 nt
Organism: Tribolium castaneum (red flour beetle)
Lineage: Eukaryota; Metazoa; Arthropoda; Insecta; Coleoptera; Tenebrionidae
Gene: na
Product: narrow abdomen
Exons: 22
Coding region: 189-5420 (1743 amino acids)
Biological process (GO): transmembrane transport; positive regulation of synaptic transmission, cholinergic; positive regulation of synaptic transmission, GABAergic
Cellular component (GO): plasma membrane
Molecular function (GO): monoatomic cation channel activity
Source: RefSeq, a predicted model, not a curated record
UUGAAUCAGAGCGGGGCUCCAGAUUCAGUUCAAGCAGCAUCCCUGAGCUUGAAAGGUCGACAAAUGUAACAAAAACUUUGCGCAAAAUGGUGUGUUUGACCACUGACGCCACCGGAAUUUAUUAAAUGGCCACAAACCCAAUAUUUUAACAAUUAUGGUAAUUAUGGUUUAGUUAUUAUUUGUUCAAUAUGAUGUUGGGGAGAAAACAGAGCUUGAAAGGGGAGCCUGUUUUGGCUGACUAUGGUCCAGAUGAGGCGUUCAAUGAGAGCGCUGAUAUCGAAUGGGUCAACAAGAGAUGGGUACGGAGACUUAUGCGCACUUGUGCUUUACUAAGCCUGGCUUCUGUAAGCUGCAACACUCCCAAAACCUUCGAGAGAAUACCGCCAAUGCAAGGCAUAACUUUCGAAGUCGAUAUCGUCGUCACUAUUUUAUUCACCUCGGAAAUGGUGGCGAAAAUGCACAUAAGAGGCAUUUUGAAAGGCGAAAAACCCUACUUGAAGGACCACUGGUGUCAGUUUGAUGCCAGUAUGGUUUUUUUUCUAUGGAUUUCAGUAAUUUUGCAAGUUUUUGAAAUCAUGGGGACGGUGCCACGUUUCAGUUACUUAUCUAUUUUAAGAGCGCCUCGGCCUUUGAUUAUGAUACGAUUUCUGCGCGUUUUCUUGAAGUUUUCGAUGCCAAAAUCGAGAAUCAACCAAAUUUUCAAGCGCUCGAGUCAACAGAUUUACAACGUGACCUUAUUUUUCCUAUUUUUUAUGUCCUUGUAUGGUCUUCUCGGAGUCCAGUUUUUCGGAGAACUCAAAAAUCACUGCGUUCUCAACCAUACCGACUUAAAACACAUUACUAUCAAUAGCCUUGCCAUUCCUGACACUUUCUGUUCUUUGGACCCCACCUCGGGCUACCAAUGCCCAGAAGGCAUGAAAUGUAUGAAACUAGAAGGUUUAUCCCGUUACAUAAUCGGGUUCAAUGGUUUUGACGAAUUUGUUACAAGUUUUUUCACUGUGUACCAAGCAGCCUCGCAAGAAGGCUGGGUCUUUAUCAUGUACAGAGCCAUAGAUUCUCUGCCCGGAUGGCGAGCUGUGUUUUACUUCAGCACAAUGAUUUUUUUCCUGGCUUGGUUAGUCAAGAACGUUUUCAUUGCUGUGAUCACGGAAACGUUCAACGAAAUCAGAGUCCAGUUUCAGCAAAUGUGGGGCGUUAGGGGGCACAUUCAAAACAGUACAGCGUCACAAAUUUUGAUUGGUGAUGACAGAGGGUGGAAGCUUGUAACACUUGACGAAAACAAGCAUGGGGGCCUUGCCCCCCAAUUUUGCCACACGAUUUUACAAUCCCCCCAUUUCCGGCUAAUCGUAAUGGGGGUGAUUCUCGCAAAUGGGAUAGUCACGGCUACAAUGCGCUUCAAACAUGACGAAAGACCAAGGGAAGUUUUCUACGAAAAAUACUACUACAUGGAGGUCGGUUUUACAAUUCUCCUGGACUUGGAGACAAUUUUCAAGAUUUGGUGCCUCGGUUGGAGGAGUUACUGGAAACAUUCGAUCCACAAAUUUGAACUUCUCCUAGUCGUGGGGACGACUAUUCACGUCAUUCCUGUGUUCUACAUGAGUGUGUUCACCUACUUCCAAGUUUUGAGAGUUGUGCGGUUGAUCAAAGCGUCGCCUCUUUUGGAAGACUUUGUCUACAAGAUUUUUGGGCCUGGGAAAAAACUAGGAAGCUUGAUUAUAUUCACCAUGUGUUUGUUGAUCAUUUCGUCCAGUAUUUCAAUGCAACUGUUCUGUUUUUUGGAUUUUACGAAAUUUGAAACCUUUGCCGAAGCGUUCAUGUCCAUGUUCCAGAUUCUGACCCAGGAAGCUUGGGUCGAAGUCAUGGACGAGACAAUGUUGCGGACACGGUCAAUGCUUGCACCUCUAGUCGCAGUUUACUUUAUUUUGUACCACCUGUUCGUCACUCUGAUCGUGUUAAGUUUGUUCGUAGCAGUCAUUCUGGACAAUUUGGAGUUGGACGAAGACAUUAAGAAACUAAAACAGCUCAAAUAUCGGGAACAGAGCGCUGAAAUUAAAGAAACGUUGCCUUUUCGUUUACGGAUUUUUGAGAAAUUCCCCGAUAGUCCCUUAAUGGUGACGCUACAUAAAGUACCAUCUGAUUUCAAUUUGCCCAAAGUGAGGGAAAGUUUCAUGCGACAGUUUGUGUACGAGACGGAAGAAGACGAAAAUUCGGAAGGUGGCAUCAAGAAACUAAGCGAAGAGACUUACGAUUCUAAAAUUAUUUAUCGGAAGCAAAAGCCACUCAAAGUUUUGAACAAUUUGCCAAAAGUCCGGGUCGAGAAUAUUAAACUGAAAAAAACUUCAGUCUCGUUCAUUAUCAAUGAUUCAAAUAAUCAAAGAUUAAUGUUGGGUGACUCGUCCAUGAUUCCAGUUCCGGGCACUAAAGGCCCUCUCAAGCCUCAAGGCACUGUUAACAGUAUGAAACAGUUACGUAUUGAUCUGAAGAAAUUUGGUUCACGAUCAAUUCGGCGAAGUGUUCGCAGCGGUUCCAUCAAACUAAAACAAACCUACGAACAUUUAAUGGAAAACGGUGAUAUUGGAGUGAAUCGAGUGACUUCAAACCGGGCACGACCGCACGAUCUUGACAUUAAAUUACUGCAAGCCAAGCGACAACAAGCGGAAAUGCGGAGAAACCAACGAGAGGAAGAUUUGAGGGAAAACCACCCGUUUUUCGACACACCCUUAUUUGCAGUCCCGCGGGAAAGCAGGUUCAGGAAAUUCUGCCAGUUGAUUGUGUAUGCCAGGUAUGACGCCCGCUUGAAGGACCCCUUGACUGGCAAAGAGCGCAAAGUGAAAUACAAAAGUCUCCACAAUUUUUUGGGUUUGGUGACUUAUCUGGACUGGGUCAUGAUAACAAUGACGACACUGUCGUGUCUCUCCAUGAUGUUCGAAACACCGUACUAUCGCGUCAUGGAAAAUGUCAGUCUCCAAAUCGCCGAAUAUUGUUUCGUUAUUUUCAUGAGCAUAGAACUAGCGCUAAAAAUCCUAGCCGACGGGCUUUUCUUCACACCCAAAGCCUACGUGAAAGACGUGGCUGCGUUAUUGGACGUUUUCAUCUACCUUGUGAGUCUAGUUUUUCUCUGCUGGAUGCCAAAAAGGGUCCCACCUAACUCAGGGGCCCAACUUUUGAUGAUCCUCCGUUGUUUGCGUCCGUUACGAAUUUUCACUCUAGUACCACACAUGAGGAAAGUGGUUUAUGAGCUUUGCCGCGGCUUCAAGGAGAUUCUCUUAGUAUCAACACUUUUGGUACUUUUGAUGUUUAUUUUUGCAAGUUACGGGGUCCAGCUUUACGGUGGUAAAUUAGCACGGUGUAAUGACCCCAGCAUUACGCAAAGGAAGGACUGUGUUGGGGUUUUUUUCCGGAGAGUUUUCGUAACGAAAAUGAAGCUAAUACCGGGCGAAAACGAAACGUACCCCUCGAUUCUUGUACCCCGAGUUUGGGCAAACCCACGACGUUUCAAUUUUGAUAAUAUUGGGGACGCGAUGUUGACUCUAUUCGAAGUUUUGUCGUUUAAAGGAUGGCUGGACGUUAGAGACGUGCUAAUUAAAGCCCUAGGACCCGCCCACGCUAUUUACAUUCAUGUUUACAUAUUUCUGGGCUGCAUGAUUGGUUUGACACUUUUUGUGGGCGUAGUUAUUGCAAAUUAUUCCGAAAAUAAAGGCACAGCUUUGCUAACUGUAGAUCAGAGGAGGUGGUGCGAUUUGAAAAAGCGACUAAAAAUCGCCCAACCGUUGCACCUGCCACCAAGACCAGACGGGAAAAAAUUCAGAGCUUUCAUCUAUGAUAUCACCCAAAAUAUUAAGUUUAAACGCUACAUAGCCAUGAUGGUUUUGAUCAAUAGUGCCCUACUGGCGGUCACGUGGAAUAAGGAAGACGACCACACAGACAUCCUUGCAACUGUCGGAAUGAUAUGUACGUUGUUGUUCUUGGUCGAAGUUGUCAUGAAAAAUAUAGCUUUCACCCCGAGAGGCUAUUUACAGUCGAGGAGAAACAGAUACGACCUUUUCGUCACAGUUAUGGGAGUAAUUUGGAUUUUCUUCCACAUAAUGUUUAAAAACGAUUUGACGUAUUUUGUUGGUUUCAUGGUCGUAAUUUUACGAUUUUUCACCAUAACUGGGAAACACGCCACUCUUAAAAUGUUGAUGCUUACGGUCGGUGUUUCAGUUUGCAAAAGUUUCUUCAUUAUUUUUGGAAUGUUUCUGCUUGUGUUUUUCUACGCUUUGGCAGGGACUAUUAUUUUUGGAACGGUGAAAUACGGGGAGGGAAUUGGGAGGAGAGCUAAUUUCGAAUCACCUGUAACAGGGGUUGCAAUGUUAUUUAGAAUCGUUACUGGGGAAGACUGGAAUAAGAUAAUGCAUGAUUGUAUGAUUCAACCCCCGUAUUGUACCCCAGCUGAUAAUUACUGGCAGACGGAUUGUGGCAAUUUUACUGGGUCUUUGAUUUAUUUCUGUACUUUUUACGUGAUUAUUACCUACAUUGUGCUCAAUUUGUUAGUGGCUAUUAUCAUGGAGAACUUUUCUUUAUUUUAUUCAAACGAAGAAGACGCUUUACUGUCGUACGCUGAUAUUCGGAACUUCCAAAACACUUGGAAUAUUGUUGAUAUUCAUCAAAGAGGUGUUAUACCAGUACGACGGGUCAAAUUUAUUCUACGGCUGCUAAAAGGCAGAUUGGAAGUAGAUCCACAAAAAGACAGGCUUUUAUUUAAGCACAUGUGUUACGAACUGGAGCGCUUACACAAUGGGGAAGAUGUUACGUUUCACGACGUUAUCAAUAUGUUGUCGUACAGGUCAGUUGACAUCCGAAAAGCCCUCCAACUCGAAGAAUUACUAGCUCGCGAAGAAUUCGAAUACAUUAUAGAAGAAGAAGUUGCAAAACAAACCAUAAGGACAUGGCUUGAAGGCUGCCUCAAAAAAAUCAGAUCCACUAAUAAGCAACAAAACAGUCUAAUAGCUGGAUUACGCGCAACCAACGAAGUUAUAACCAUGCCUGAAACAACAGAAGAGACCAAAAACGGGGCUCAAGACCAAGAAGCUGAAACUGAAGUUAAGGAAACUGAACCUAGGAAGCAAAAACUUGUCACGCUUCCGCGUUCCGACAGUAUUGGGAGCAGUUCAGGCCGGAAAUAUUUAGCACCGACUUUGUCCGAUCCUGCGGCACGGACUGAAAAAGAACGAGUUGCCACCAAAAAGAAGAAUAAUCGACCAACUGUCGUAAGCAAGAAUCUCCCCCAUGUUAAUGAAACCAACGAAGCUAAUCGAAUGCCCAGGGAGGUGUUUAAUAAUAAAACGACUGUGCCCAAAGCUUCAAACGCCAUGCAUGAGAUUAGGGACUGGUGGAAUGAGCAAUUGGCUUAUGCGUCGCAGUCCAGUGAUGAGGAAUAAUUAUUGUUUACGAAUAUAUUAAAUGUUUUAGGAAGUGUUAUUUUAUUAAUAAAGAUAUAUGCAAGUAGGGGAAAUAAAAUGA